Messenger RNA from Caenorhabditis auriculariae, 2590 nucleotides. The record is from the annotation of a GenBank genome assembly. Lineage: Eukaryota; Metazoa; Nematoda; Chromadorea; Rhabditida; Rhabditidae.
AUGGCUUCAACUGCGGAAAGCGUACCUCUGAAGAAGCGCGAGGAUGAUGUGCAGGUAGUUACACGAGAAAGAAAAUAUGGAACGGAAAGUUUUAGGUUGAAGAAGAAGGCGGUAAAGGCUUGGCUAAGUCGCUGACCUUGUUCAACGGAGUUUCCAUCAUUGUCGGAUGCAUCAUCGGUUCUGGAAUCUUCGUUUCACCUACUGGUGUUCAGAAAGGUUCAUCCCACACUGAAAGCAGCCUUGAAAGGAAAAGUAUUUUCAGAAGCUGGAUCUGUCGGCGUUUCUUUGCUCGUGUGGGCGGUGGCAGGCGUUUUCACGGCCAUCGGCGCUUAUUGCUAUGCCGAGCUUGGUGAGAUCACCUCCACAGUACAAUUUUCGCAAAGCAUCCAUUCCAGGUACACUGAUCAAAAAGUCUGGCGGAGACUAUGCUUACAUCAUGGAAGCGUUCGGCCCUUUCGUUGCAUUUGUUCGUCUUUGGAUCGAGGCGAUUGUUGUUCGGUUAGUCAAAUAUAGUUCAGCAGAUUGGUCUUCAUUCCGGAAUAUAGUUUCGAAAAGUUUCAAUUCUAGUCCCUGCACUGUGACUAUCGUCGCUCUGACCUUCGCCAUCUACAGUCUGCGGCCUUUCUUUCCUGACUGCGAUCCUCCUUCCGGCAUCCCCGAGCUGCUGGCCAUCUUGCUCAUAGGUUGCCCCUCGAAACCCAGUCCCAAAUCGAAGCCAAGGUUCAGUGUUCAUGACGGCUGUGAACUGCAUCUCGGUGCGUGCGGCCACGCUCAUCCAGGACUGGUUCACCAUCGCCAAGGUCGUCGCUCUGCUCAUGAUCAUCGCCACCGGUCUUGGUCUUCUCGUUUUCGGUAACAUGGGAUUGAGAACAAUCUUUAAAAUUUAUUAUCCCUUCUAGGAGGUCCGCAACACAAGGACUCAUUCGAGAAUCUUUUCGAGAACACAUCGCAAGAUUUCACGAAGAUUUCUUUGGCUUUCUACGCUGGUUUGUUUGCCUACUCUGGCUGGAACUUCCUGAAUUUCAUCGUCGAAGAGCUCCAGAACCCUAAAAGGUUCUCAUUUCUUUUUGUAAGCGCUGUAAGAAGAAAACGUCAAACAGAAAUUGAGUUAAAAAAAAUUACGUUUACUUAGUUCUUACGCAGAAAGUUUUUCGAUUGUGCGUUCCAAAAGAAAAAAAGCCUGAGAAAUGUGAAAUAUGAAGGAGAAGUUGAAUUAUCGUUCUUUGAUUCUACGUUUAGGAACUUGCCCCUGGCCAUCGCGAUUUCAAUUACUACGUGCACUGUGAUCUACACUCUGACCAACGUCGCCUUGUACACGGCCAUCUCUCCAGACGAGAUGCUGGAAAGCCCUGCGGUCGCGGUGGUCAGUCGACUCGCCACAGCGACUCUUUUUAUCUUGAGAUCUUCAGCUUUUCGCCAACAAGCUCUAUGGCAAGUUCGCUUUCAUCAUGCCACUGUGUGUCUCGAUCUCGACCAUCGGGUCUGCAAACGGCGUCAUCUUCACUUCUUCGCGGUAUGAACUAGAACGUGUUUUCCUUCGGAAUUUUCAAAAUGAUUCGGAAAGUCUACAAACUAGUAAUAGAAAAAGUUGAUGUUCAACGAAAAAGUCAGAAACAAAAAAGAAGCAAUUUUGAUAUUAUUUUAAACAAAAAGGAAUUCUCAUGUUUUUGAACGACUUCAAGAAGAAUGCUUAGUGUUGGAAGUGUGUAGUGUUAUGAUUUUCUUCAAGCUUGUUCUACUCCGGCGCCAGGGAAGGUCAAAUGCCCAUCGUUCUGACGAUGAUCAACAAGAACACGCGUACGCCAAUUCCUGCCGUCGUCCUCACGGUAUCAUUGAGAGCGUUCCAAUGAAUUUCUUUAAUUUCCAGGGUUUGCUCUCCAUUAUGUACCUCGUCAUGUCGAAGAACGUCUACCAGCUCAUCAACUACAUCCAGGUUUUUUUUUUCAAAACGACGAUAAAGUCGAAAGUUUGUAGACAUAGUUUCUUAAGUGCUUAAAUAAUCUUUUUUUCUGUUUUGAAGAAGUCAUAUAGGAUCUCACUGAAGCUUUUUCUUGUUCGUCUUCAGGCGCUUUGUUUUGCUGAAUUUUCUUUUCACAUAAAUAUCGAGUUAAGAAAAAUCUGUUUUCUCAGGCCUUCGACCUUUUCGGACUUGCACUUGAGAAACGUUUUCAGAUCAGCUACUGGCUUGCGAUCGGAACUGCGAUCCUGGCUCUGUUCUACCUGCGUAAGAAGAUGCCGAACGCUCCGCGUCCCAUCAAGGUGAACCUCAUCUGGCCGACCAUUUUCCUCGCUGGAUGCAUCGCUCUCGUCAUCAUCCCAAUUGUUGCCGCUCCCAGGGACACCAGUGAGUUUUCUCACCGACUGAAGGAUGAAUAAGCGAGCACUUAAGUGAUCGGACUGAUGAUUAUGCUGUCUGCGGUGCCCGUCUACGUCAUCUUCAUCGCUUGGAAGAACAAGCCCAAAUUCGUCAACUCUUUCGUCGGUGAGUCGGAAACUGUGAAAAGGCUGUUGUUCAAUAAAUGCUUCAGAAUGGGCCACUGAGCUGACCCAGAAGCUGUUCAUGGUGGUCGACGACAACAAGCAAGACUAA